Messenger RNA from Triticum dicoccoides, 1478 nucleotides. RefSeq names its product BTB/POZ and MATH domain-containing protein 2-like. NCBI's taxonomy places the organism in Eukaryota, Viridiplantae, Streptophyta, Magnoliopsida, Poales, Poaceae. The record is from RefSeq and is a predicted model, not a curated record. The transcript has a single exon. Gene Ontology annotation, biological process: protein ubiquitination. The coding region runs from base 1 to 1155 and encodes 384 amino acids. Gene Ontology annotation, molecular function: protein binding.
AUGUCGUCGUUCGCCGGCGUGUCGGUCGUCGACGGCGUCGAUCUGUGCCCCCCUUGCGCCGGGUCGGCCUGCGAAACCAGCGCGGACUGCGGGUACCACCUGCUCGUGGUCCAGGACUACUCGCGCGCCAAGGAGAAGGCGCCUACCGGGGAGAGCAUCAUCUCCCGGCCCUUCAGGGUCGGAUGCCACACGUGGCAGAUCGAGCUCUUCCCCAACGGCGACAACCCGAGCUGCGCCGACUUCGUCUCUCUCUACGUCUGCCGUCUCGACGACUAUCUCAACAAUGCCGUGGAUGCCAAGUUCAGUCUCAGUUUCGUCGACCAGGCCGAGAAGCAGAAGCCGGUGUACAUUCUUGGGACCGAGACGUGCAGCUUCCCCCAUGGCGGUUCCCGAGGCCACCGCAAGUUCAUGAGGAAAGACGCCCUUGAACGGUCGGAGAAUAUGCAGCGUGAUGGUUUCACCGUCCGCUGCGACAUCAUGAUCUGCUGCGAGGAGGAUGAUGCCAGUGGCACCGGCCCGCCUCGCUACAUAUGCCAGCAUUUUAGCACCCUCCUUGAGAGUAAGGUGGGUGCUGAUGUGACAUUCGAGGUCAGCGGCGAGACAUUCGCUGCGCACCGGUGCGUGCUUGCUGCCCGGUCGACGGUCUUCAUGGCGCAGCUCUUUGGCCCCAUGAAGGAGGGCACCACGUCCAGUGUCAUACGGAUCGAAGACAUGGAGGCAAAAGUGUUCAGGGCUUUGCUUAGGUUCAUCUACACAGAUUCAUUCCCUGAGAUGGAGAAGGAAUGCGUGCGGGAGGAAGCACAAGAUGUGGAACAAGGACAAGAAGAGGAUGAAAUGCAUCUGCAAUGGCUGCGAGGCUUAUUUACGGCGGCAGACAGAUAUGACCUCCAACACCUCAAGUUCAUCUGUGAAAAGCGGUUGUCUGAGGACAUAGGUGUGAGUUCGGUGGCGUCCACUCUUGUUCUGGCCGAGCAGCACGACUGCAGCGGGUUGAAGAUGGCGUGCUUCAAGUUUAUUCAAGCUCAAUCUUCCUCCUGUUUGAAAAGGGUAAUGUCAACUAAUGGCUGGGGGCAUUUAAUGACGACUUACCCCUCUAUUUUGAAUGAGGUCAUUGCCAAGCUUGCUUUGAAAAAGCGUAAGAAGCACUCUACAUAGAUUGUAGUUCUGCGUCUUGCUUUUGUCUCGUCCUGUAAUUUGCCUAUAUGCUGCAGUAUCAGAAAUAUCCAACAUAUGGGCAAAUUGUCUCUAUGCAAUGGAUGGUCUGUUAAUUCAGGUGUAGAACUGCAUUGCAGCCCUGUGCAAGUUCCCUAGCUAGUCAGUCUUAUCCUCGUGUAUUUCUCUGUGCACUAAUUGUGUUGUAUAUUAUUGCUCUGUGCCUUCUUCAUGAUGUACUCCGUAGAUGGUUUUGGGAAGGCAUUUUAUGAACCUAGAUUUAUGGGAAAGAAUUUGCAAGACAAAACAGGGGUCUCCAAGAAUUG